AUGGCAGAAGAGGAAGAGAUCACCUAUGAGGAAGAGGAAGAAGAGGAAUACAUAGAGGAGGAAGUACAGGAGACCAUUGUGGAGACAAAAAAGGCGCCUGUGGCUCCCAAACCUGCCCCUCCUCCUGCAACAGUGCCUCCCCUACGCCGAAAAUCAUCUGCCAAUUACCGGGCCUAUGCCAUUGAGCCACAUGACAAGAUAAAAUGCAAGAUAUCAGCUUCUCGGAAAUUGCAACUCAAGUCACUGAUGCUCCAAGUGGCUAAGAGGGAAAUGGAAAAGGAAGAAGAAGAACGCUCCCAGGACAAAGAAAGAUUUCUCUCCGACCGCUGCAUCCCCUUAGAACUAGCAGGACUCAACCUCACGGACUUGCAGGAGCUAUGUCGGCAGUUCCAUGCGCAAAUUGACAAAAUUGAUGAGGAGCGUUAUGACAUGGAGGUCCGGGUCAAUAAGAGCAUCAAUGAGAUCCAAGAUUUGAACCAGAAGAUUUUUGACCUGCGAGGCAAAUUUAAGCGCCCUGCUCUUCGCCGGGUGCGUCUCUCAGCUGAUGCCAUGAUGCAGGCCUUGCUUGGCUCCAAGCACAAGGUCUCGAUGGAUCUGCGGGCCAACCUCAAACAGGUCAAGAAAGAUGACACAGAGAAGGAGAAUCGGGAAGUAGGUGAUUGGCGGAAGAAUAUCGAUGCACUGAGCGGCAUGGAAGGGCGCAAGAAAAUAUUUGAGACCUCGGUCGCAGGGCAAGCCUGAGCACGCAAGUUUCUUCCUCUUUUUUCAGGUGGGGUUUCCUGUGUGAUCUCUGAUCUGUAGAUGCUAUCAAUCCCUUGUGAAACCUCAUCCUCUGACCACAUUCAUCAUUGGAGCAAAAACCUCACCUUGGAAUUUUCUUUUGCAAAACUAUAAUUUCCCUUUCUGUUUCUUUGGGGAGCAUCUUAGCUCUGACCCUCACCACAAGAACAUGCUUGUAUGGAUAGUACAAGGAGCAGGUUGGGUGCCAUCAAGUCUGGGUUGGCUUCAGAAAUGCUGCAGAAGAUAAGCUUUAGACCAGGGGAAGUCCAGUCUUGGGAACUUUAAACCCUUAGACUUCAAGUCCCAGAUUUCCCCAGCCAGCCAUGCUGGCUGGGGAAUUCUGGGAGUCGAAGUUCACAAGUCUUAAAAGUUCCCAAGGUUGGAAGUGCCCUGCUUUAGAUCUUGAA
Ahaetulla prasina is the source of this 1187-nucleotide messenger RNA. It is a transcript of the gene TNNI3, whose product is annotated as troponin I3, cardiac type. NCBI's taxonomy places the organism in Eukaryota, Metazoa, Chordata, Lepidosauria, Squamata, Colubridae. Gene Ontology annotation, biological process: muscle contraction. The transcript has 9 exons. Gene Ontology annotation, cellular component: troponin complex. The record is from RefSeq and is a predicted model, not a curated record. Bases 1 to 741 code for a protein of 246 amino acids.